CUGUAAAUCGCCAACCCCACCGCCUCUCGUAUCUCCUGCUGCCACGACAUCUGAUUCUCAACCAACAUGGCAGAGCACACAGAAUCGCUUCGGUCUCCUUUUAUUGUCCGCGGCCUUCCAAAGGCUCCCUCCUCAUCGUCAAUAUCAGACAUGAGGACAAGUGAGCCCCAGAAACUUCGCGUCCUCAUCGCAUCGAACGGAUCCAAGGAUGUGGCGCAAGCACUCGCCCUCGUCGUCCGACUGUCCAAGAAUACCAAGAUUGAAACCCGAGCAAUUGUCGACGAAGAAGCAUACCCGACGCAUCGACUGUCCCAGGAGACGCUGACCCUGCAGAACAAAGCCUUCAAGCCAUGCAGAGAGACCGACGAAGCACGGAGGCAGAUCGAACGAGAGCAGAUCGAGUUCUACCGGCAGCAGGCCUACGAGCUAUGUGACUGGGCAGAUAUGAUGGUGCUGGCACCCAUUGAUGCGGACACCUUUGGGAAGAUGCUUAAUGGCAUCACGGAUUGCCUGGUGCUCGAGAUUCUCCGGGGAUGGGAUGUGUCGAAGAAAAUAUUACUCGUGCCCGGAAUGACGACCUCGAUGUGGGAGAAUCCAAUGACGAAGACACAACUGAGCAAGAUCCGGAGGAAAUGGCAGUGGGUUAGAGUGAUGCAGCCGAUACUGUGGCAUUACGAUAAGGGUCCCACGAAGUGCCUCGUGGGCUGGGACGGGUUUAACGAACUCGUGGAUGUGAUCAAAAACCAAGCCGAGCUCAUGGCUAUUGGCCAUGAUGUUGAUGUUGCCACCUCUGCAGCAGCGAACUUAAUGCGAUAUAACACCAAGACCGAUGCCCUGCUCCCACCCGAGAUCUGGGCUCUCAUUUUCGAGUACGCCGGAGACUGGGAAGUUGCAAUGGCUUUGAACGUCUACGCAAAUAUCCCAACUCCUAUUGAAUGGCAAAGACGAGGACCUGAGCCGAAGGACCCUUUGAACAUCUACAUGCGAUCUCUCGAGUGGACUAUUCUUACCUGCCCUACUCCUACAAUCAUUGAGAAGUUGAGAAUGGCACCAAAAGACCUACGAUACUUAUCCGGUCUUUGUGUAAAGCUCAUCAUCAAGUUCUGUCUCACAGACGUCCUCACCUUUCUCGAAACCCAUUUAAUGGACGUGUUCUGGGCCUCAUUUGGACAGAAACUCCUUCCAACAAAAGCCUCCGCAGUCUAUGGACGUGUUGAGAUCCUAGAAUGGUGGCGCACCUCGCCCACAUUUCUUUCUAAGGACUACACCGCUGAAGCCAUUGAUGGCGCCUCCAAAGCUGGGUUUGUGCACGUUCUAGAUUGGUGGCUGAGAUCCGGUCUCCCUCUGAAGUAUACUGAGGUUGCACUAGAGCAGGCGUCGUCGAAAGGGAACAUCCUAGUAUUGGAGUGGUGGAAACAGGCAAAAGCCCACCCCGCUCUUCAUCUCAAGCCUGGGAAAUCGCUCCUCACAGCAGCGCAAAACAAUCAAUCGCUCGUCCUUCGCUGGUGGGAUAGCUCUGGCAUUCCCGUCUCCUUCUCCGAGUCCGUGGCCAAAGUAGCCUCCCAAAAUGGACACGUAGGCGUACUAGAUACAUGGAGAGAGUUGAAGGGCGAAAAGAUGGUUUUUGACUACCAAGUCUUAGUUCACCCGACGAAGAAUGGACACGUUGAAGUGCUCGAGUGGUGGAAGAAUUAUAGCAGGAGCGAGGACGGGCGGCCAGGCGGUGUCGUUGAAUACAAAACCUGCGACAUCGAAGAAGCCCUGGAGGACUGUGUUGGCAGUCCCGACCAGGAGGAUGCCGUCAAACGAUGGUGGGCCAAGAAUGGGUUGAAUUUGGGAGUCGGGGUCAGUGAGUGGACCAAGAUUAAAGUCUUAUGAGCACACUGAUCCUUUUGCAUCUUCAAUUUGUCUCGGUUAGCGUGGCGUAGGGUUCUGUAGCAUUUUAUCAAUUUCUUCAAAUCAUGUCUGGCUAGAGGUUUCGGGUUCUUUUGCAUGCAAUGAGUGCGGUUUGAAUGCCCUGGUCUCAGUACUUUUACAUUAUCUCCUGGAGUCCUGGGAGCGCACGGAAUAUAUCCACC
Amorphotheca resinae ATCC 22711 is the source of this 2078-nucleotide messenger RNA. RefSeq lists its product as hypothetical. Gene Ontology annotation, molecular function: phosphopantothenoylcysteine decarboxylase activity; FMN binding. NCBI's taxonomy places the organism in Eukaryota, Fungi, Ascomycota, Leotiomycetes, Helotiales, Amorphothecaceae. Gene Ontology annotation, biological process: coenzyme A biosynthetic process. The record is from RefSeq and is a predicted model, not a curated record. Gene Ontology annotation, cellular component: phosphopantothenoylcysteine decarboxylase complex. The transcript is spliced from 2 exons. Bases 67 to 1878 code for a protein of 603 amino acids.